UUCUUCAAGCAAUCACUAUGUCAACAGACACAAGUGUUUCCCUUCCUUCAUAUGAGGAAGAUCAGGGAUCCAAACUUACUCAAAAAGCUAAAGAGGCACCAUUCAUACCUGUUGGAACAGCAGGUUUUGCAGCAAUUGUUGCAUAUGGAUUAUACAAACUGAAGAGCAGGGGAAAUACUAAAAUGUCCAUUCAUCUGAUCCACAUGCGUGUGGCAGCCCAAGGCUUUGUUGUAGGAGCAAUGACUGUUGGUAUAGGCUAUUCCAUAUAUCGGGAAUUCUAGGCAAAACCUAAGCCUUAGAAGAAGAGAUGCUGUCUUGGUCUUGUU
This is a messenger RNA of Pongo pygmaeus (Bornean orangutan), 326 nucleotides long. RefSeq names its product HIG1 domain family member 1A, mitochondrial-like. The transcript has a single exon. The coding region runs from base 18 to 281 and encodes 87 amino acids. NCBI's taxonomy places the organism in Eukaryota, Metazoa, Chordata, Mammalia, Primates, Hominidae. Gene Ontology annotation, cellular component: mitochondrion. Gene Ontology annotation, biological process: negative regulation of apoptotic process; mitochondrial respirasome assembly. The record is from RefSeq and is a predicted model, not a curated record.